AUGCACUUAUUGCAUGGCUCCAUGUGCCUCCCUUCUCUCCGCCUUCAUGCCUCACCAUGCUCCCUGCACUGCCAUGCCCUGCACUACCAUGCCCUGCACUGCCAUGCCCUGCACUGCCAUGCCCUGCACUGCCAUGCCCUGCACUGCCAUGCCCUGCACUGCGAUGCCCUGCACUGCCAUGCCCUGCACUGCCAUGCCCUGCACUGCGAUGCCCUGCACUACCAUGCCCUGCACUACUGGCAUGCCAAUGCUGUAUCUCCCCACUCUCCACUUCACCUGCACCGCUUCUCCUCCCACUGCCUCUCCUCUCACCGCCUUUCAUCCCCGCACCCUCCAUUCCAUCCACAUCAUCGCACACCAACCAUCCCCUCCAUUCCCCCUAUUCACCCCUUUCCCAUCACUCCCCUGGUUCUCUCGCUUCCCUGCUCCCCCUCCAUUCCCUCUUCCAUUUUCUUCCACCCCAUCAUUCGCCCCAUAGCCAUGUGUCUCCGUCUCUUCCACAGCUGUAAUCUGCCCCUCUCCUCCGUCCCCAGCCUCAUCAGCCCUCACCCUGCCAGCAGCUCGGCGCCAUGGCUUGCCUCUACCCAUCUGCUCCUCCUCAUCCCCCUCUGUCCUGGCGUUGCCUCUCCUGUGCCUUGCCUUCUCCCCCACCUCAAUUCCGCGCACCCCUCUCCUUCCCCCCUUGAUCACCGCGUUUCGACUGCUGCAGCUGCUGCUGCUCUCCUCCUCAUCCAGCCACCUCCUUUUGACUCUGGCCCCUCCCGUGUCUCUUCCAUCUCCUACCGAACCACCUCCUACCGAACCACCUCCUACCGCACCAAAGCUUCCCCCACCGGCGCUCUCUGCGCAGCUGCUCUUCCCUGCCCCCUUCCCUCGCCCUUCCUUACGACACCUCUCAGUCUCACUGCUGCUGCUUGA
This is a messenger RNA of Closterium sp. NIES-65, 918 nucleotides long. The record is from the annotation of a GenBank genome assembly. Lineage: Eukaryota; Viridiplantae; Streptophyta; Zygnematophyceae; Desmidiales; Closteriaceae.